AUGAAGGCAGACGAGCUCAAGGCGAUUACGCCCAAUCUGGGCAAGGACUUCAAGACCAUCGAGCCCCAUCUGGUCGCCCUCGACAAGCAUCUCAUCCUGAGGACCUACCUCGACGGCUACAACCUCGGCGAGAACGACAAGGCCAUCUGGACAGCCCUCCGUACCAACCGUGCCGCUGCCUCGUACAUUAUCAAGGGCGCCCUCGCGAACCUGCUGCGGUGGUACGCCUUCGUCGACGCCACACACCCCGAGAUCCAGGAGUCUAUCAAGGCCGACGAGGCAGAGAAGAGGAAGAAGACUGCUGCCGCCAGCAAGGCUGGAGGCAACUUCAACCUGGGCCUGCAAGACACCGAGAACGGCGUUGUCACCAGAUUCCUGCCCGAGCCGUCAGGAUACCUGCACAUUGGACACGCCAAAGCUGCCCUCCUUGCCGACUACUUUGGCCAUGUUGCCUACAAGGGAAAACUGCGACUGCGUCUCGACGAUACCAACCCGUCCAAGGAGAAGGGAGAGUACCAGGAUGCUAUCAUCGAGGACCUCGCCCUGAUGGGCAUUACGGCCGACCACCUUUCCUACACCUCCGACUACUUCGAGUACCUGUACGACAUGUGCACGAGACUCAUCUCUGAGGGUCACGCAUACGCCGAUGACACAGGCACCGAGCAAAUGCGAGACGAGCGAUGGAAGGGCAUCCCGUCCAAGCACCGAGACCAGCCCGUCGAGGAGACACUACGCAUCUUCAAAGAGAUGAAGAAGGGGUCCGAGGAGGGUCUCAAGUGGUGUAUCCGCGCCAGAGUCUCGUACGACAACCCAAACAAGGCUAUGAGGGACCCUGUCAUCUACCGAUGCAACAUCGAGGAUGCCCAUCACAGGACUGGGACAACGUGGAAAGCGUACCCCAUGUACGACUUCGCUUGCCCCGUCAUUGACAGUCACGAGGGCGUCACACACGCCUUGCGAUCGACCGAGUACACCGACCGCAACCCUCAGUACCAAUGGUUCAUCGACACUCUGAAGCUGCGCCAGGUUCACAUGUGGGACUUCGCCCGCAUGAACUUUGUCAAGACGUUCCUGUCUAAGCGGAAACUGGCCAAGCUCGUCGACACCGGCAAGGUUUGGGGCUGGGACGAUCCUCGUAUGCCUACCAUCCGUGGUGUGCGCAGGCGAGGUAUGACGGUGGAGGCUCUGCGCGACUUCAUCAUCAAGCAGGGACCCAGCCGAAACGUGACCACCAUGGACUGGACCGUGUUCUGGGCCAACAACAAGAAGGUCAUCGACCCUAUCGCGCCUCGUUUCACGGCUAUUCUGCGAAAGGACGCCGUGAAGGUUACCGUCAAGGGCACUGACGCCCCUGCUGCCCCCGUCACAGAGAGCAAGCCCAAGCACCCUAAGAACAAGGAUGUUGGCCUCAAGCAGGUCAUUUUCUCCGACGAGCUGCUGCUGGACCAGGCUGAUCUGGCGCUCAUGAAGCCCGACGAGGAGAUCACGCUCAUGACCUGGGGUAACGCCUUUGUGCGCUCCAUCGACGGCUCGUCGCCUAUCAAGACCGCGACCGUCGAGCUCAACCUGGCCGGUGACGUCAAGAAAACCGAGAAGAAGGUGACAUGGCUGUCCACUAAGGGCACCACCCUUGUGCCGGCCGAGCUAUGGGACUUCGACUACCUGAUCACCAAGGACAAGCUCGAGGAGGAUGACAACCUGGAGGACUUCCUGAACCCCAACACGAGCACCAUGGAGGAGGCAUGGUGUGACGAGAACGUCGCGAGCCUGAAGAAGGACGAUAUCGUCCAGCUGGAGAGGAGGGGUUAUUACCGUGUGGACAAGGGCCUUGCGGACUACAAGGAGGGCGAGGAGAAGAAGGUGGUGUUGUUCAACAUCCCAACUGGAAAGACGGGUGAGGCGCGGCCCUCCAAGUAG
Diaporthe citri is the source of this 1917-nucleotide messenger RNA. RefSeq lists its product as uncharacterized. The record is from RefSeq and is a predicted model, not a curated record. NCBI's taxonomy places the organism in Eukaryota, Fungi, Ascomycota, Sordariomycetes, Diaporthales, Diaporthaceae. Gene Ontology annotation, molecular function: glutamate-tRNA ligase activity; ATP binding. The coding region runs from base 1 to 1917 and encodes 638 amino acids. The transcript has 2 exons. Gene Ontology annotation, biological process: translation; glutamyl-tRNA aminoacylation. Gene Ontology annotation, cellular component: cytoplasm; methionyl glutamyl tRNA synthetase complex; cytosol.